AUGGAUGCAACCUUUGCUUUAAUGCUUAUAGAAGCUGUCUUGAUUUUGCUGGCUAUAGCAAUUUCUAAAGCUGUCAGAUUAAUCUCUCCACCUCAUGAUAGUUGUAAAGAUGUUGGUGAUUCGAUUCCCAUGGUUUCUUCUCCUUCUUGUAUUAUUGUUUCUCCUCCUGCAAUCAAGUAUGACGUGUUUCUUAGCUUUAGAGGGGAAGAAACUCGUCACACUUUCUCAAGUUAUCUCUAUGAAGCACUUCGCCGAGUGGGCGUUCAUACUUUUAUGGAUCACAAGCUCGACAAAGGAGAUCAUAUCUCACCGAUCCUUCUGAAAACAAUAGAGGAAUCACAGAUAUCUUUAAUCAUUUUCUCUGAAGAUUAUGCUUCUUCAACAUGGUGUAUGAAUGAGCUCGUUCACAUUAUGAAAUGUAAGGAUAAGUACGGAAGGCUAGUCAUCCCAAUUUUCUACAACAUAGAUCCAUCAAAUAUUCGGAAACAGAAUGGAAGAUUUGGAGAUGGAUUUGCUGAGAUCAAGCAGAGAUUUAACCACGACCAAAAAGGAGUGCCUGAACCCGAACUUGUCAAAAAAAUUGUCAAAGAUGUUUUGAGCAAAUUGAACCGCAAGUCAUCCAUUCACAUGGAAGGCUUAGUCGGGAUCAAUCAUCAGAUUCAAAAAGUUGAAGAGUUAUUAAGUGAAGCUCGCAUUGUGGGAAUAUGGGGUAUGGGCGGUAUUGGCAAGACCACUCUUGCUAGGGCUGUAUUUGACAGAUUGGAGCUAGAGUUUGAAGCUCUCUGCUUUGCUAAAGAUGUGAGACAACAGCUGGCGGAAAGGAAUGGAUUGGAUGAAUUGCAAAAAAAAUUCCUUAAGGAUUUAUUAAUAGAUGACGAUAUUAAUGCUUACGAUUUAAGAUCCGCUUCUAUAAGAACGAGGCUUCAGCGUAAAAAAAUUCUUCUAGUACUUGAUGAUGUGGACAAUUCUAUAACGGCUGAAGAUUUAAUCAAAGCUGUUGUUGGUUUGGGGAAGGAAGUAGAAUUAUUAUCACAUCAAGAGAUAUGCAAUUUGAACGCUUUCAAGCAAAAUCAACCUUUUGAAAACUACUUGGAGUUAUCAAAGUGGGUAGUGGAUCAUUGUGAAGGAAAUCCAUUAGCUCUGAAAGUGUUGGGUCGCCAUCUUUAUAGUAGAGGAAAAGAAGAGUGGGAAAGUGCUCUGGCGAAACUAAAUCAAACUCCUCACAAUGACAUUUUUAAUGUGCUCAAAUUGAGUUUUGAUGGACUUGAUGACACACAGAAGGAUGUAUUUCUUGAUCUUGCAUUUUUGGUGAGUGCAGUAGAGUCAAUUUCUGUGGAUUGUGCAAGACGCUUAUGUGGUGAUGUUGCAACUAUUCAGAUAAGUGAACUUGGAGAGAGAUCCCUCAUUUCAGUGGAUACAUAUGGUGAAAUUCAGAUGCAUGCUUUACUAAUCUAUAUGGGUCUUGAGAUUUCUAAGCAACAAUUAAAAUCUAAUCUUGACAAUCCCAUUCGGCUGUGGAGGCACGAGGAUAUUUAUCGUUAUUUUUCUAUCAAUGGCAAGUCAGAUUGGGAAAAGCCUUCAAAGUUGAGUAUUUGUGAAGGUUUGGAUUAUCUUUCAAAAGAAUUAAGAUUUCUUCAUUGGGAAGGAUAUCCACUACCAUCUGUGCCGUUACAAUUUUGUGCUGAGAAUCUCAUCGAACUUAAGUUGCCAGACAGUAAUAUCCAACAGCUUUGGGAUCAGCAAUUUCCAAAUCUAAAGGAAAUAAAUCUAUGGGAUUCAAAAAAUAUCAGGGCACUCCCAGAUUUGUCUCAAGCCCCUAAGAUUAAAACUUUGCGCCUUGAUGGUUGUGUGAAUUUGGGUCAAAUCCAUUUUUCGACUGUCCCGGAACAGAAUGUCGAUUUAUGUAUAGAAGAUAGUGGGCCGAUGCAGAUAAAUGUUGGGGGCAGUAUGAAAGGGAGAAAUUCAUCAGGGUUAGUGAUUGUGCACAAUUAUUUGGAUGUUCCCAAUUUGACAUUCAAUAAAGUGACAAUGAAGGUGUUGGUGAGGGGUGAUGGAGAAGAAAGGGGUGUGGAAGAUGAUGAAAAAGAGGAUGAGGAUGAUAGAGAAAUGAUCAGUGAGAAUGAAAGAGAAAUGAGUAGUAAAAGUGAUCAAGUAGUAGAGAUGACAUUAUCAUUAAUGCAAGAUGAACAAGAAGGUGCCGAUGAGCAUGAUAGUAAGAGGGACCACACAUUAUUAACAAUACUACUUAUUCCUAACAGCAUCCCUCGCUGUUCUGAAGAUGAUGUUAUAUUGACUCAAACGGAUUCUCCUCCUGCUACCAAGUAUGAUGUGUUCCUUAGAUUUGGAGGAGAAGACACUCGCCAAAAUUUUGCCAAAGAAAGGAGAGAGACCGGAAGGAGUGCUUUUCAAAGAAGGUAG
Messenger RNA from Neltuma alba, 2418 nucleotides. RefSeq names its product TMV resistance protein N-like. Gene Ontology annotation, biological process: defense response; signal transduction. The record is from RefSeq and is a predicted model, not a curated record. Gene Ontology annotation, molecular function: ADP binding. The transcript is spliced from 8 exons. NCBI's taxonomy places the organism in Eukaryota, Viridiplantae, Streptophyta, Magnoliopsida, Fabales, Fabaceae. Bases 1 to 2418 code for a protein of 805 amino acids.